Molecule: messenger RNA, 3423 nt
Organism: Helianthus annuus (common sunflower)
Lineage: Eukaryota; Viridiplantae; Streptophyta; Magnoliopsida; Asterales; Asteraceae
Product: protein hook homolog
Exons: 7
Coding region: 72-2078 (668 amino acids)
Source: RefSeq, a predicted model, not a curated record
AACAAAAAUGAUUUUGUUUACACAAUUUUAUAAAACACACCAUUAAUUCGUGAACUAUUUUCUUGAUCAAGAUGUUUAAAGCACAAAGAAAUGGAAAGUCACCAAGUUCAGGGGAGAAGAUUGAUUUCAAGUUUUCAAAUUUUCAAGCUCUUCAGGUACCAAAGGUGUGGGACAAGCUUUCAGUGUCGAUAAUAUCUGUAGAAUCUGGAAAAACGAUUGCAAGAACAAAUAAAGCGUUGGUGCGAAAUGGGAAUUGUCAAUGGACAGAAACUCUAUCAGAAUCUAUCUGGAUUCAACACAACAAUUCUUCAAAAGAGCUUGAAGAACAUCUAUUCAAAUUUGUUGUUUCUAUGGGGUCUGCUAGAUGUGGCAUUCUUGGGGAGGCAAUGGUCAAUAUGGCGCGUUACUAUACUAGUUCAAAAUCUUCUUCCCCGGUGUCAUUGCCAUUGAAGAAAUGCAAUUAUGGCACGAUUUUGCAGGUGAAAAUCCAAUGCCUGACACCAAGAACAAAACUAAGAUACAUGUUUGUGGAUGAAGAUAAUGAUCAUGCAAGUAGCAGCAGAUCAAAUGGCUCAGCUGUUUCACUUAAUCCCAAAUCUAAAUCCCCUCCAACUCAAGAUUUGGCUCCCACUUCACUUCUUGAACAAAUUAAAAUCAUGGAACCGAGUUAUGAACCAUCUAGUUCGAAUCAGAACAACGAUUCGGCUGAACACUCUUUAGAAAAGAAAACAUUUCAUCAAGAAAGUCAUAUAAAUGGAAUCAAGCACAAUAUUGAUGCAAAUUCCAAAAAUAGUGUUUCAAAAUCAAACAAAUCAUCUUUGAAAUCAAUGAUAACUCAAGACGACCAAGAACAAGAGUACAACGAAAGCUCUGCACAUGUCCCUCCCUCAUCAUCUGUGAUAAAUGUCGGCUCUUCAAAGAAUCUUUUAGAAGCAGCCGAAGAAACCAUUGAAGAGCUUCGUGACGAAGCCAGAACGUGGGAGGAAAAAACACAAAAACUAAUGCUCGGUUUGGAGAUUUUAAGGGAGAAAUACUCCGACCAGUCAAAAACUUUGGCGGAGUCUCAAAUAGAGAUUUCAUCAGCAAUGGCGGAACGUGAUAGCAUUAAGAAAGAAGCUGAUCAUAUAAAGAUGUUACUCGAGGAAUCAGUUGUCAAACAGAAGGCACCAAUGGAGUCAAAGUCAACAUACAACUCCAAAGGUCAAAGUCAACGUUUAAAAGAACUUGAAAACGAGCUAAAAGCUCACAAAGAAUCAAAUAUUGACUUGACUCAACAACUGAAGAAAAGUCAAGAAUCGAAUUUUGAGCUCGUGUCUAUUCUUCAAGAGCUUGAAGAAACCACAGAAACACAAAGAACGGAAAUUGAAGAACUUCGGGCCGUUAAGUCAACGUUGACCGAAUUAGAAAAAUCUUUCAAUUCCAAUUUAAUGGAAACCAGAAGCUUACAACUUAAACUGAAACAAACGGAGGAAUCAGAGAAGACUUUACAAGCAAACAUGCAAGUUCUCGAACAAGCUUUAGAAAACGAGCGAAUUUCAAAUAGUCAAACUCGAUCAGAUCUUGAAAAGAAAGAAGAAUAUAUCAACAAUAUGGAGUCAAAAUUAUCAGAAACAGAAGAAAUUGGAAAGAAUCGAAUGAGAGAAAUCGAACGGCUGAAAAUGAAAGUUAGCGAGGUGGAAAAUGAAUGUAACGAGCUAACGAACGAGAACCUCGAGCUUGCUUGUGAGCUUAAAGAACGAAACAAGACUAUUGAAGAAAAUCAUAUUACAUCUAUAUGUUUAGAUAAUUUAAGAAAUGAUCAAAUGGUGCUUAGCGGUAAUCUUGAUUCACAAGUUUCCGCUAAUAAGUUACUUGAACAGAAAGCAAUGGAGCUCGAAAAAGACAAGCGUGAAAUGGAGCUUUAUUCGUUUGAAAUGGAAGAAGAAAACAUCAAGUUAGUGGAACAUGUGUCUGAAUUAGAAAGUCAACUAGCGCGGGUCAAAGACGAGUUGGAGAAAUCUGAAUCUGAAAAGCAAAAAUUGCAAGAAUCUGCUGAAAAUCUCAUUGAGGAAUGCAACACUCUCCAGAAAUCGUAUUAAGAUAUGACAAAAGGAAACGCUGAAUUGUAUGAUCAAUAUUCGUGUUUAGUGAUCGAACUAACAUCCGAGACUGAAAGAAACCAGAAAGAAGUAGAACGUCUCAAACAUGAAAUUUCUCGGCUUGAUGAACAAAAGUCAACGCUGACUCUUGAAAAAUUGAGCUUAGAAUCGUCUCUCAAAGAAAACGAUAUUCACACUUUUCGUAAAGAAUCUGAACGUAAGAUUCAAGAACUAACAACCGAGCUUGCUGUCGUUAAAAAACACCACAAGAAGCUGAUCGCAGAACACGAGAAAAAGUCAAAGUUGUUGACUAGUUACAGAAUAAGAGAAGAACGAAUAAGGACUGAUUCAGAACACGAACGUCAACAACUCAUUGAAGAGGCUGCAAAUUUAAAAGAAAAAGUAUCAGAUUAUAAACAAAAGCUCGAAAAACUAAAGAAUGAAAAAAGUAAUUUAGAAGCUUCUCUUCAUUCGGUUUCCAACAGUUUCGAAAAGCUUAAAGCUGAGAAGAUGUCGUUUUUCAACAAGAUGUCGGAAUUUGAGGAUUGUAAAAGUGAAAGAGAUGCAUUAGAAGAAAAGCUUUCUAGACUGGAGGGCGAUCUAACGGCUAAAAAUGCAUCACGUUUGCAGGAUGCUAAUAUAAAAAAUGAAAUAAGUAGGAUCAAGAGUGCGAAUUUGCAAUAUCGGCUGAAAAUUCAACAGCUUGAAGGCGAAAAGAAAGAAUUGCUUAAAAAAGUUGACGAUCUAACGGGUGUUCAUGAGACUCGUACUCAAGAAGAUACGGACUAUGCUGCAAAGAUGAAGAUGCUUGAAGCUGAGCUUGAUGAGGCUCUCAAUGCAAAUCACAAGUACAGAGUUCAACUUCAGAAGCAAAAGUCUAAGGGGCGUAAUACUCAUUCAUCAGGGAAAUCAAAGGCUGAAGGUGAAGUGGUGACAAAAGAGCUGUUUGAAAAGACGAAAUCAUCUUUGGAGACAGAGCUAAAAGACCUUCGUGACCGUUACCUUGAAAUGAGCCUCAAGUAUGCUCAAGUAGAGGCCGAAAGAGGAGAUCUUGUGAUGCAGUUAAAAACAAACAGUGCAAAGAAAUGAUCUCAAUUACUUGAAAACCCGUGAUAAGUACAAAGAACUCAAUAUAAAAAGAUUAAUAGUUCAUAACUUCAUAUUCUUUAAACUCGGACACUAAAUAAUCAUCACACCAUGGGUUGGCUUAAAUCGGGAGAACAUGUUGCCACUUUUACAUAAUAAGAUGAUAUUAUUUUAAGAUUUGUUCAUUACUUAUAUUCUAGUCUGCAACCCUAUUGUUACCCUUUUGAGUAGCAGAGUAUAUACAUUAUACAUAUAUGCA